AGUAGGAAGAGGGGACGGAACACCAUGAAGUCUGGCAACGACACUCAAGCCGAAGAUGGCGAAAACGUCCCCUUCUCUCAUGUCACAGCCGUGGCUACAGAGUGGAUGCUCGAUUUCCACUUUGUUAGUCUUUGUCGCUGCUUCAAGGAAGGAGAACAGGAAGCGUUUUCUGAAAUACUUUCUUCGUUCGAAUCCAUGUUUCACUGUGCCUCAACUAAAGGAGACAUUCUUGAUGAUCAGAAGUUCAUGAUCAGUGCUUUGAUGGCCCGCGUCAUGCAUGCAAAGCAGUUCGAUGUUUUCUUUGAAGAUGAUGAAAAGGUGAUGCCUCUGAUGUCUGCUGCUAAAGUGUGGUUGCAGCUCAAAGCAGCUGUGAAUGAUGAAGAGCAGUUUCAUAAUAUAAUGACUCUCCUGGUCGUCCAGUCUGUUGCUGUGUGUCUGACAAAUGGCACACGAUCGUCUGCUAAAUGUGCUCUUAAGUGGUUGGAAAGUACACCUGAUAUUCCACAUAAUAUUACAGUCAAGCUGACCACGGUUGUGGAAAAAGGAGACGCCUACCACCCGUUAAUCGCGAGCUUCAACUUUGACCGAUUGAUGACAGCUAUUCACUCCUUCCUGGACUCCUAUUUGAGACGGAAUCCGUGCGACUUUAUCUUGAAGGAAGCCACAAAAAUGAUCCAGAACUCACGAAAUAUUGGCAGAUGUGGAAGCACAAGGACACAAAACUCUGAGAUGAAAACGGAGGAUGUGGGAAACGGCAACGCUGAGAAAGCAGAUAUAACAACUGCUAUAAAGCACAAACGGAAACUUCUGUCAACCAAAACACAAGAGCUAUGGAACCCAGCCUCAUCCAAGAAACCUUACAUCUGUCUAAGUCGAAUCCCAAGUCCAGAUUUACAGCAGCAGCUGAUGCCGAAACAGAAGUCACAGACGACCUGUGAGAAGAAGAGAAAACCUCCUCAGAAAUGGACAACAGAGCAGGACGAGCAGUUGAAGAAGGGCGUGAAACAAUUUGGCGCCGGCAAGUGGUCACGCAUUUUAUUGGCGUACAACUUCGAGGACCGGACCAGUGUCAUGCUGAAAGAUCGGUGGAGAAUUCUGGUCAAAAAGCACCUGGUAGGCUGAUGUGGCCUGUCAUUUUUUAAGUGUAGCUAUGUUGCUUACCCUUCUGCCCAAAGUUGUACGAUGAAAAAAAAAGACGGAUGGAUCUGUUUUUGCUGUUUAUGAGUUUAUGCUCUCUCCUGCAGGGGGCGCCAAAGCAAAAACUAAACUUUUUAAAUGACCUCAUAAGAUUGACUUGAUAUUUAUGCAACAUUUUAGCAUUAACUUAUUUUUGUAAAAAAGCAUACAAUAUUUUCAAUAAACAAAGUCGAAGUGGUCAGUGCUCGCAAUAGCAU
Messenger RNA from Synchiropus splendidus (mandarinfish), 1394 nucleotides. RefSeq names its product telomeric repeat binding factor (NIMA-interacting) 1 (gene terf1). The transcript has 10 exons. Gene Ontology annotation, biological process: telomere maintenance. Gene Ontology annotation, cellular component: chromosome, telomeric region; nucleus. Gene Ontology annotation, molecular function: protein homodimerization activity; telomeric repeat DNA binding. The coding region runs from base 25 to 1122 and encodes 365 amino acids. Lineage: Eukaryota; Metazoa; Chordata; Actinopteri; Syngnathiformes; Callionymidae. The record is from RefSeq and is a predicted model, not a curated record.